This is a messenger RNA of Pteropus alecto (black flying fox), 3830 nucleotides long. RefSeq names its product zinc finger protein 750 (gene ZNF750). Gene Ontology annotation, molecular function: DNA-binding transcription activator activity, RNA polymerase II-specific; RNA polymerase II cis-regulatory region sequence-specific DNA binding; promoter-specific chromatin binding. Gene Ontology annotation, biological process: epidermis development; positive regulation of transcription by RNA polymerase II. Lineage: Eukaryota; Metazoa; Chordata; Mammalia; Chiroptera; Pteropodidae. The record is from RefSeq and is a predicted model, not a curated record. Gene Ontology annotation, cellular component: nucleus. The transcript is spliced from 2 exons. The coding region runs from base 1698 to 3830 and encodes 710 amino acids.
CGUGACACCCAGCCAUGGCCACCCAGUCCCUAGCACAGAGCUGCAGCUGAGCCUUUCUGUUCAAUCCUUCCCUUUGAAGUUUAUUUUUAAGCAACCUGGAAACCAGCAGAAGCUGAUGGCUUUUCCUUUUCACAUUUUCAUGCAAAUUCGAGCGCUGGGCCUGGGUUCCUCACACUUCCCAGCAGCUGUCCCCACCCACGGCUCUCUCAGCCGCUCCAGCAGCCAGCCUGGGAUCCUCCCAGACUCCGGCUUUGUUCUCAGGCUGGGAGGCAGAGCGGCCUCUGCCGGAAACUGGGCUGAGCCUGGGGGUGCUGGUGGGCAGGGAAAGUAGGACCCUCCGCAAAGAUAUCUGGAAGGCCACACACUCACAGCCCCUUCUGGGACCCAGGGCUCCAGAGGAGGGCACAGCCCCACGGCCACCAGCCACCGGGGCUACCGCUGCUUGUCAGGGACCUGGGUGGGUAUGGCCUGAGGCUUAGAUGGCCAAAGGCCACUUCCCAAAGGUUAAAAGGCUGGAUAGCUCCCUAGCCUGAACCAGCCAUCUCACUCCUGGGUACCGCCCCCCUGCCCCCAACCGUGAGGGCUGCAAAGCUCUGGCUCUGCCAUCUGGAAAAGCACAGGGAAGGCAGGCAGGCGCCCCGGCCCACCAUGUUCUUGGUCACCCAACCAGGCAGAGGCGGGGUUCAUGCGCCAACUCACUCCCCACCGUUCACGAGGUGGCCAGUGGUCAGUCACUCAUGGACUCACUGACAGCCCCUCAAACCUAUGUGAGGCAAUGCGAGCCCGGCACUCCCACGGGAGUGUGAGAACGCACGGGUGCUGCCCACGGGUAAAGCUGACGGUCCGUGUGGAACUCUGGAAGCAGGCGGGACCGUCCUUUUAAAUGUCUUUCACUUGUGAUGCCCCUGCACAGGACACAGAAACUGACUAAACAGGGCCGACCUGUCACAGGGCCCUGCUGCACGUCACAGCCACACGGCCAUGGUCCUCGGUGAACGUGAGCACACACCCCAAGGCCCCCUGCAGUCACACUCAGCACACGCAGACCAGCACGUCGUGACACCACUCAGAUCAGAAACUCCGUGGACAGGGCAGGGCGGGACCCCAAUGGUCACUCAGCCCUCUCAGUCCACAAUCUGCUAGGCAUCUGAGGCCUCAGGUCACAGGGUGAAAGUUCCCCAAACUCAAGAGAAUUUAGGUAUUCUCAGACUUGACCAUGACCAUGCCACACAGGACACUCCUCUCGGCCCCCAGAUUAAUUCUUUCAGGUCAGCCUUGAGAGAACAGAAAACGUGGGCGGGGGGAGGUGGCAGGCAGUUCUGAGCAGGGGCAGCUGGUGCUCACCCCGUCCCAGACCCCAGACCCCCGCAGCCACAGCGGUGGCGGUGUCUCCUGUCUCUCCAGGUGCCUUUGCCUCGCUUAACUCCCGCUACCCACUGCCAGCACAGGUCCCCGUCAGUCCUAAGCUGCUGCUGACGCUGACGCUCUGCUUCUCCACUGCAGCUCCUGGUUCCCAGAUGAACGAGACUGGCAGGCCCGGGGCACGUGCAGCCGGCGUCAAAUAAAAGCACGUGGCCAGGAAGGCCAAGAGAAACGGCCAUACACACCCCCACGGCCACACACAUCUUCGCGGCCACCGAGUCCAAACUGAACAGAGCCGGCUGGGAGAGAGCCCCUGGGAGGACAGCGGAAGAAAGAUGAGUCUCCUCAAAGAGCGGAAACCAAAAAAGCCACACUACAUCCCCAGGCCGCCGGGAAAGCCCUUCAAGUACAAGUGCUUCCAGUGUCCCUUCACCUGCAACGAGAAGUCACACCUCUUCAACCACAUGAAGUACGGUCUCUGCAAAAACUCCAUUACUUUAGUGUCAGAGCAGGACCGCGUCCCCAAGUGCCCCAAAUCCAACUCUUUAGACCCCAAGCAAACCCACCAGCUGGAGACCACUGCGAAAUCCACGCCCUCCAAGUCGAUCCCGAACGGGCUCCCGCACCCAGACGCCAAGCUCCCACUCGGCCUCACCAGGGAGGACGCCAAGGAAAACCUGGCCGUGCCCACACGCGCGGCCCACAAGGGCUCCGGACAGAAGCCUGCUCUGCCCAAGGACGCGGCACGGCCGAGCCCAGCCCCCGAGGCCACCCAGGCUGCUCCGGAAGGCCUCGUGCGGCCUUCGGCCUUUGUCCCCGUCACAGAGCGCAGACUCACAGGGCCCGGGCCCGCCGAGGCUCCUGAGGCACGGGCACUGCCCAGCCCCACCGCCAAGGCCACCACCUUCCACCCCAAGUCUGCGUUCCACGCACCCGGCUACCCGUGGAAAGUGGGCCCGCCAUUCCUCCCGCCCGAGUUUCCCCCUAAAGUCCCAGCUGCCAAGGGCUUCGGCACCCUCUCCCCUUAUGUGCAGCCCUCAGUCCCCGAGUACCCGCCUCACUUCUACACGGAACACGGACUGGCCACCAUCUACUCCCCCUACCUACUGGCCGGGAACCCGCCCGAGUGCGACGCGGCCCUGCUGUCAGUGUACGGGGCCCCAGAGCAGAGACACUUCCUGCCCCAGCCGGGGCCGAUGCCCAAGCACGUGCCCGCGCCGGCCUCCACCUAUGAGCACUAUCGGCUCCUGCAGCAGUUCCAGUCCGCCCUGCCCGUCCCGUAUGGCUUCUUCCGGCCAGAGCCCGCCUUCCCCUCCUACGGGCUCAGGCUCCCACCCAUGGCCAGCCUUUCCCGAGAUCAGAGCUCUCACCUCCUGGAAGAGGCCGCCCCAGUCUACGCAGCCUCGGGCCCGUCCAAGGCGAGCCCCUCCGACGCCCACAGGAAGCGCAUGGGCUGCGAGAAAGAGAGCCCGACUCCCGAGGCCGAAGACCCUUCCAAAGACGGCCGGAGGGACACAGAAGGGACCAAAAUGAGCCCACGUGCGGGCAGUGCGGCCACCGGCUCGCCGGGCCGGCCGAGCCCCACCAACUUCACACAGACAAGCCAGCCGUGUGCGGGGCUGUGCGGCCACUCGGACAAAGCCACCGUGAGCACCCUGGGGAGGCUCCCGCAAGCGGAGCAGAGCCUCACGGCCUUCCAGCCCAUCAGGAGGAGCGCGGAGCGCCCAGGGGCCCAGGACAGAGGCCAGUCUCCCACGAGCCUUGGGGCCGCAGAUGACAGCACCCUGGCUCAGACCAGGGGCACCACUGAGGGCGCCGAGGCGGUGCCUGCCAGCACAGAGGACGACAGCCCCAGAACGGCCCCACUGAACCUGUCCACAAAGCCCGAGGCCCGGCUGGUGGCCCACGACUCCGUGUACGGAGACUUCACAGAGCUGCAGGACGCACCUCUGAACCUCUCAGUGAAGGACCCCUGCAACGCCCUGGCCCCAAGGCCUGCCGUUCGCAGCCCACCGCGAGAAGCAGAGCCUGCUGCCGCCGCCGCCCACGAAACUGAGCCAGAAGAUGCCGGAGACGGGCCAGCCCCUGCUGAGACCGACCGAGACAGCCCUGGCGCCAAGGUUCCGGGGACAACCCCCGCUGGGGAGGCCCAGGACGCACGGGCAGUGGACAGCAGUGAUGAGCAGAAGCAGACGGCAGCCGUGGCCCUCUGCCAACUGGCAGCCUACAGCCCGAGCACUGUCCGGGUGGGCGAUGGGGAGCCCUUCGCCCAGGAGUCCGCCUGCCAACGAGACACACCCGCCCUCAAUGCCACAGAAAACCCGGAGCCCCAGAGUGACCUCAGACCAAAAGCGCAGAAGAGGACAAGCCCACGGGACGCAGGCAAGGCCCAGCAGGGAGCCAAGAAGACAAAGCCGAGCGACACGGCCAGAGUCCUCACGCUCCGGAAAAGAAAGCGGGUAUCGUAG